This is a messenger RNA of Cuscuta epithymum, 1514 nucleotides long. Lineage: Eukaryota; Viridiplantae; Streptophyta; Magnoliopsida; Solanales; Convolvulaceae. The record is from the annotation of a GenBank genome assembly.
AUUCAAAAUUCUCCAAAAUACACAAAUUGGGAUUUUUAGAAUUAUGUCUGGACCUAAAUUCCAAAACAUUUUGACAGCAAUUUAUAUGAUUGUGAUUUCAUUUGGUUCCAGUAAUAGUUAUGCCAGGAAAUUACAACCUCAUCCUUCUUCUUCUUCUUGUUCCCCAGUGAAAGGGGUUUAUUGGCCUUCCUGGGCUGAAACAACUUUCCCGCCAUCCGCCAUAGACACGACCUUGUUCACGCACGUCUACUAUGCGUUCCUUGUUCCCAACAGUGUCACGUUUCAAUUCGACGUCGACAAUUCAACGGCCGAUCAGCUCCGCCGCUUCACCUCCACCCUCAGCUCAAAGAGCCCGCCGGCGAAGACUCUGUUCUCCGUCGGCGGCGGUGGCGCGGACGCGAGUAUUUUCGCGCGCAUGGCUUCAAGUGCUUCCACCAGGAAGAUCUUCAUCGACUCUAGCAUAAGCGUGGCUCGAACAUAUGGAUUCGAUGGGAUUGAUCUAGACUGGGAAAUGCCUCAAAGCCCGAAGGAAAUGGACGAUUUAGCCCUGCUAUUGGCCGAUUGGCGGGCCGCAGUCCGACAGGAGGCGAUUCCGGCGAAACCCCAGCUAUUACUCACGGCGGCGGUGUAUUUCUCGGCGGAUUUCUUCCUGGCUAGUGCGGCGUCAUACAGAGCAUACCCUGUCGCUGCGAUUAACGCGAAUUUGGACUGGAUCAACGCAAUGUGCUACGAUUACCACGGAUCGUGGGACACGACGGCGACCGGAGCCCACGCCGCCCUGUUCGAUCCGAAAAGCAACAUUACCACCAGCUAUGGUCUAGGGCAGUGGAUCAGGGCGGGGCUAUUGAGAAGUAAGCUCGUCAUGGGGCUUCCCCUGUACGGAAGGACAUGGAAGUUGAAGGACUCUAGCUCGUACGGCAUCGGGGCUCCGGCUGUUGACGUCGGCCCUGGGAGCGGAACUCUGACAUUUAACGAGAUCCAGCGAUUUAAUAGUGAGAACAACGCCACGGUGGUUUACGACGCCGUGACGGUAUCGGCGUACUCCGCCGCCGGGACGUCGUGGAUCGGGUACGACGAUCCGACGUCCAUCUCCGUGAAGGUGAAAUAUGCAAAACAGCUGAACCUCCGUGGUUACUUCUUCUGGUCCGCCGUUGGUGACGACAAGUGGGUGAUUUCUAAACAAGCCAAGCAAUCGUGGGACGUAGGCAGCUAUUUACAUUGAGGCUAUUACGAUGGAUAUUCUUGGCUCAGUGAGGACCACAUGCAGUUUGUAAAUUGUAAUCCGUAGCAAUCAUUUGCAAUAAAUUAAAAAAUGUCAUAGUUGACCAAUGUCAGUUACGUUGUAGAAUAUUCAAUGAGUGAAUAAAAGCCAAAUCAUAGAAGUUAAAGCUAUCUUGAUAAAUAUUGGCAAACAUUGUUUAUUGAUAUUGUUCGUUGUAUUUUUAUUUUAUUGAAAUCAAAUAUUGUUAUACGUAGUACUCGUAUUACAUUACUUAUCUCACUUCAAUUAUUUA